This is a messenger RNA of Toxoplasma gondii ME49, 4604 nucleotides long. RefSeq lists its product as hypothetical. Bases 187 to 4563 code for a protein of 1458 amino acids. Lineage: Eukaryota; Apicomplexa; Conoidasida; Eucoccidiorida; Sarcocystidae. The transcript is spliced from 2 exons. The record is from RefSeq and is a predicted model, not a curated record.
CCUGGGCACAUGAAGGUCGCGAAGAGUCAUUGUGUUGAGUGCAGAAAACGUUCACGGGACAGAAACGUUCACGAUCUAGCAGACACAAGGUAGUGUCGGUGGUGCGCCGCUUACUUCGACUUUCCACAUAUAUGAUUCAACUGCCCGUCACCGUCGCCUUUCAGGCAUUUUGCCCCCACUGACAUAAUGCUUUCUCUGCUGCUGAAAGCCCCCAGAACAGGGUCUGGCUGGGGGCAUCUUUUAUAUCAGAGAUCCCACGAUGCACUUUCGCGGCCUUUGCGUUCCACAUUGUGUGUUUUUCUGCUCGGAUUGUUGGUCUGGAGUGUCGUAGUGAGUUCUAGUUCUUCUGAUGCUGUAUCGAUCUCCGACCCGACGCCUUAUACAGCCGAAGAGCCGAACACGCCACCUCACACAGCCCAGAAUAUUGGAGAUUCACAGGAAAGCGACCCAGAAUCACCUGGAAAACCAGGGGACAGGGACAGCGGAGUUACGCCGGGCACUGCACAAUCAGCUGAAGCGAUGCCUAGAUCUGACGGAACAGCCAAACACACAUCUGAGAAUGUUCCUGAUGAUGACGAUGAAGAGGCAGGCGAGCCGGCAAAGAGACGCGACCUUGAUCCGGGGACCGAAAUGUCAGCGCGUGAAACGCCCUCCACGAGCUCGGUUUUCUCUUCGGCAAACACGCAGGCGGACACCCAAUCCCGAGAAGAAGCAAUGCAAGGAGAGACAUCACACCAUGAUGUAAUGUCCUCGGAUCGUUUUAGCGAAGCCAACGGAACAAAUGAUACACACCAAGCACAUGAAAAUCAUACAGAGCUUGCCACCGAGGCGGAGAGGACGCAAACAAUCCCUCAAUCUUCUCUUUCGCAGACACCUGUGUCCGCGGGGAUGCCAACAGAACACGACCGAACCGAAGUAGAGGAGAAACACGAGAGUAAAACUCCUCUGUCAGAGGCGCUGCCCGAACCUCUGGAUGCACUAGGCUCUCAUUUGUCCGCAGGUAACAAUACCAACAUGAUGACGCGCCUUCAAAGCGAAGGAACUCCAGAUAGUCUCCCGAUCGCAUCCUCUCUCGAAACACCUGCCUACCCUGGCACUUCGAUCGAUGGUGAUGCCUCACAGAAAUCAUCAGAGAUGUCGAUCACCCAUCAGUCUGACAUGUCUGAUUCCCCCGAGAUCAAAGUUGAGACGGGCAGUGCUGCUGCUGCCGAGCAAACCCCAGGAACGAUUACUCGUUACGGGAGUAUAGAUGCAGUGACAGGGAGUGAAGAAGGACUCUCUGCCGGUGAAUCAGAGGCGGCGGAGACAGACUCCUUACCUGGAAGCUUGCCAGAGCCUGAAACCACACACGCUGCUCACACUACGGUGCCGGUGGUAGCUGAUGCGUCUGCGUCUGCCGCAGACAACGAGGGAGGAGACGAUGCACGAGAUCAUCAGGACCGUGUGUUUUCGGCUCAACAGGUCCGCAACUCUACAGAGCCGGCGAUGGAGACAAUCGUCAUCCCGGAACAAGAGGCUUUCGUUUCACCACCCCCGAACAGAGGGACUUCCACCGAAGUAAAGAACGCCGGCACUGAACAGCAGGCUGGCGACGACAGGCAGCAUGCGCAAGCAGAUCCUGAUGCCGCCCCCCGGAUCCCUGGCUCUGACCACGUAAGGUUGGAAAUGGACGCUAAGGGAAACGAUGGGCAACAUGGUGACAAGGUGACGGCAGGAGAGGAAGCGCUGGCAUCUGAAGACGAAACGGGCACGAUGACACCGUCUCAGCCACAUCAAUCAGUCUCUGGCCAAGAUGCGGGAAAAGACACGGAGGAAAACGAAACCUCGGCGUCGCCAGCGCAUGUGGCUGUGGAGGUUGGAAGCGCGGAAGGAAGUGAAAAUCCGCUCUUCGCGACAGAGCACGACCACCUUCAGCAUCCCGCACCAGAAGAGAAGUCAGCCACGGAGAAGCCGACGUUAAGCCCGGCAAAUAGUACAGACAUUCAGGAGCAAAACGAGGAGUCGAAAACAGAUGCAACGGAACAAGUGUACGCACACAGCUCGAUGCAAGUGCAACCUGAGACGGAGGGAGUACGGCCUUUCUCUCCCUCCACUGCACCUCAACGUGCCGCCGAAGAUCCAGAACGCUCAGACGGUCCGUUGUUUGGCGUACACGAAACUGAGACGGACGCACAUUCACACCAUGAGUCUACGACAGCUGCAGACUCACCACUUUCGGGUCCCCUAACGGAUUUGUUUGUUCCGACGGAAAACUCGGAGACCGAAGAGCACGAGCACCCAGAGGAGCAUAUCGGGUACACCGGAACAGCGGGCGUAGACGAAGCAGAGAAAGCGGAGCCAAGUUUCCAUCACGGGGUGGACGUUGUGUCAGACGACCAUUUGCCGUCGUGGGUCGAGGGUGACGAGGAAACGCACCGUUUCAACCCGGACGACGAGUACUCGAGUGGGUACGGCGUUGGCGAGUACGAGCAGGACGAAGACACGUUCUUCUCGUUCCGUCCUGCACACGAGCAGUUUGAUUUGCCGCAGUCUGGAGACGACAGCUCCUUCGUUGAAACUCACGAAUACGACGGACGAUUCCAGGAGAUGCCGAUCGCAUCUCGGCACCGAGCGAGCGAGGCGUCGCCGCCGCUCCAGACCCCCCGUCCUGCAUCGUUCAGUUUCUUCGGCCGUGUCAGUCCGUCUUCGCAGACGAAGAAAAACGAGGUAAUGCCCUCUUACUACGACAGUCACCAGUCCCACGAAAAGGCAUUUGAAACUGCGCACAAACCGUCGCCGAUCAUCAAUGCGUACCGCAGGUUCGGGGGCCGCCACGUCGACGAAAUGAACGCACCCGGCGAGGCCGUCGCUGACGAAGAAGACACCGUGUUGGUCGGUCUCCAGUCUUCACAGCGACACGAGCAAGAGAAAACGCAAGUCGAAGACGACAAUCAGCGAGAAAAUUCCGAGGUUUCAUCCCCUCGGCGACGGGCAGAGCCAGAGGAGCACGAACAUGAAGAGGCGGCAGGGUCCGGUGACCACCCUGAACAGUCUCAGCAGGAGCCUGGGUCCCCCUCGCCUUCCUUGAAGGAUGCUACUACCCAUGCUGUCACACCUUCCAGUCCUUCCAGCUCCCCGACUUUCACCGAAGAUGUGGCUUCUGACAGAGGUGAGUCCUUGUCUCCCGAUGCAGGGGCAAACAACGUGGAGGCACCAGCCUCCGCGGAUUCAUUGUCACAAGAGAAAACACAGGAGGCAGAAGAGGAUGGAGACCAUCCGUCUGCAGCUGGACAGCAAGUUGCUCCGACUCCCUCUGCAGCUGGACAGCAAGUUGCUCCGACUCCGUCUGCCGCCGACUCUUCUGCAGCCAACGAAGCAAUCAACGGCGGAUCCGUCUCCGAUCCGCGUGAGGGGAGGUGUUCUCGGGAGGAACUCGAAGCGCUUACCGAGUAUUUUUCUGGGCAGUCAGACACCUGCAGUGCGUAUCGGUGCAUUGAGGUGGAAGGUAUGGAGUUCCACGAGCGACUUAAGGAGCACUACGGCUCCGUGUACGAUGAAGCGCAACUCGAGGAACUGGCGGGGCUCUUUGCAGCUUGCUACUGCCGAUGUCCGAUGAUGAAAUGUGAAGUCGACUACGUCAUGGAGAGAGGCUCAGAUGCAUGCAAAGAAGCCACAGUCGAAUACUGCGAACAAUCCAACGAAAAAUUUGUCGACCGGUGCACCUCUGCCGCCGAGCAGUUGCCCCUCGUUUACGACCUCAGCGCUGACACUGGUGGCUUCAAGCUCCCCUGCAGAGUCUGCAGGCGUGAGGAUCUUGACCAGCCAGGAGUUUCUACGGGGUCUGUCCAUCAUUCUGUGUCGUCAGCCCCUUCUGACGUGCGUCCGUCCACUUCGUCAGAAAAUACCCUUCCCCCCAGUGGAGGUUCUGUGGACCUGGAUCGGCGCCACGGCCGGGCACCGUCGCCAACGUACGGCCGCGAGACCGGCAAUGAAACUGGAAUUUCUAGCGGCGCCUCUGCUGGGCAGCCUUCCACGCAUCCUACCGGGUCAGGGAAUCCGUCUGAGGCAGACGAAAGUGGGCGAAAUGAUGAGCACGAAGAACACGAGGCGGGUUCGAAUGGGACCGGCUGGGGUAGACCGUUUUCGCCAGACACCCCAACGUCUCAGUCUGAGAGUUCCCGUCCACCGAGUUUCAGCAGAGAAGAGGACAAGGAAGCUGGCUACCCAGGGGGUUCGUCGCAAGUCUCAACGAUGCCAUCGUCCCAAGGAGGCGCGGAAGGCGCGUCUGAAGAUUUGUCUCCUCUCUUAGGUGGAGAAACCGCUGCCGGAGCCACCAUGCACGGACCGGGCGAAGUUCUCUCGCCUUCUGAGUCUAGCCAGGCUUCUGAGUCGACUGCUGUGACCACAGUGCGUCCAACAACGACGGGAAGUGUUUCUGCAACUGGCAGCGCGCAUGCGGAAGGAGAGGCUGGAGGUGAAGCGGUGGAGGCGCUGAACGAGGCUGGGGCGGAUGCCAUGGCCGCUAGCAUUCUGCUGGCAUUGGGAGGCAGCCUAUUGGGGAUACUGGUCACCCGGGUGGCGUGACAGAGGUGACGCCAUGUCGGAAAUAGGGAGCAGCACGCGAU